CCUUUCUCUGGGUCCUGCUGAAACCCUUGGGCUGCUCCAGGCCUGUUUAGGCGCAGACGACAUCCGCUGCGGGCGCUGCUCUCCAAUGUGGGGCACAGGUCUCCUUGUCCGCUGAGGUCCGAGCUGCUGACAGCAGGGACUCCGUGUGUACCAGGGGGACGUGGGCCAUGGAGCACCCCAGCGUGGAGCCUGGACAGACUCCGAGGGGGGCAGGGUGCUGUGACCGCUGGGUGAGGUGGUGGGCCUCAGGAAACAACACACAGCUCCACUCCAUCUUUGGUAGGAGGCCUGUGCGCCUGCGUGCCCGUGUACGGGAUUGUUUGCUUUAUGAAGCUUUCACGUUGACGCAAACGUUUUAUCUUUAGCAUUUAAUCUCCAAACUAUAGCCAUUGGGCUGGGUGAACAUCAUCAACAGAUACAUGUCACAGAGCAAGCACACAGAGGCGCGGGAACUCAUGUGCUCAGGGGCACUGCUGUUCUUCAGCCACGGCCAACAAAAUAGUGCUGCGGACUUGUCCAUGCUGGUCUUAGAGUCGCUGGAGAAGGCAGAAGUCGAGGUGGCCGAUGAGCUGCUGGAAAAUCUGGCCAAACUGUUCAGUUUGAUGGACCCAAAUUCUCCAGAACGAGUGGCUUUUGUGUCUCGAGCCCUGAAGUGGUCCAGUGGAGGAUCUGGGAAACUGGGCCACCCCCGGCUCCACCAGCUGCUGGCCCUCACCCUCUGGAAAGAGCAGAACUACUGUGAGUCCCGGUACCACUUCCUGCACUCUGCGGACGGCGAAGGCUGCGCCCACAUGCUGGUGGAGUACUCGACCUCCAGGGGCUUCCGCAGCGAGGUGGACAUGUUCGUGGCCCAGGCUGUGCUACAGUUUCUCUGUUUAAAAAACAAAAACAGCGCGUCGGUGGUGUUCACGACAUACACACAGAAGCACCCGUCCAUCGAGAACGGCCCUCCGUUCGUACAGCCUCUGCUCAACUUCAUCUGGUUUCUGCUGUUGGCUGUAGACGGAGGCAAACUGACCGUAUUCACGGUGUUGUGUGAGCAGUACCAGCCGUCCCUGCGGCGGGACCCGAUGUACAACGAGUACCUCGACAGGAUAGGACAGCUCUUCUUCGGUGUGCCGCCCAAGCAGACUUCUUCCUACGGGGGCUUGCUAGGGAACCUUCUGAGCAGCCUCAUGGGCACCUCGGAGCAGGAGGGCGAGGACAGUCAGGACGACAGCAGCCCCAUUGAGCUCGACUGACCCUGCCCGCCUGGCCUGCAUGAAGACGCCCUGACCCCGGGCCCUCACACCCGGGGCUCCCGUUGUGAGGCGAUGGCGGCCGCCCGUGAGCCCGUGAGCUCGCCCGGGGCUGCGGCUGGGCCGGCUGGGCUGCACCUGCACCUUCAGACUGACCCACAAUAAAGCACAGGCCUUGCCGCGCUACCACCCUUUCCCUGUCCUUUGUGUCUGGUUUGCUUUGGGAGACGACCCGGCGGCGGCGCAGGCCCGCAGGCCCGACCCUGUCGAAGAUGGUGUGGGGGGCGGCCGCCAGUGGCCCGGAGAGCAUCUGGGCAGCCGCUCUGGGCGGCACCGUGAGGCCGCGGCCAUUUGGGAUCAGGAGUCCUUUCCACGUUUCGUAAUGCAGUAUUUAUUUUCAUUGGGUGAUUGGUUCCUUUGACCUGGCAUUGUAGGUUUUAACCAAAUAACCAGGAGUGAGCAGAUCUGCCCUUUCUCACGCUAUACCAGAUGUUCCCAGAGCAAUGACGAGAGGGGAAACACUUUAUUUUUUCACAAUUAAAUAAGAGUUGUAGAUUAAUACACAGUGAUCAUGCAUGGGAAGGAGUUGAGAUACACACUUUUAUUGACUGUAAAAUGGAAUUUAAAGGAAGGUUUGUGUUACUUGUUGAGUUGAAAUAAAUCCUUUAUACUGGGCUUUGCAGCGCUCGUCCUUUCUGAGUGAGCUCCUGGGGCCGGCGGGCGGGAGCGGUUGCCGAGACCAGUGGUGGCCGGGUCUGUGCGCGCUGUGCCCGCAGGGGGCGCUGUGGACGGCCACGAGCGGCCAGUGUCGGGAAGGUCUUGUGAUUCGUGUGUAACUACGUGGUGGUUUCUUUAAAUGUGAGAAACCAAAUCCAGUGGGGUCCUGCCUUGUCACAGGUUCUGCGUGCAGGCCACGGGGUGGGGGAAGGAGAGCGCUGAGCCCCCCCACAAACUACCCACCGGGGCUCUCUGUGGAGGGUGGUGGUGGAGGGAGUCCUCGCAAGGGGCA
Neomonachus schauinslandi (Hawaiian monk seal) is the source of this 2247-nucleotide messenger RNA. It is a transcript of the gene GET4, whose product is annotated as guided entry of tail-anchored proteins factor 4. Lineage: Eukaryota; Metazoa; Chordata; Mammalia; Carnivora; Phocidae. The record is from RefSeq and is a predicted model, not a curated record. The coding region runs from base 420 to 1241 and encodes 273 amino acids. Gene Ontology annotation, biological process: protein insertion into ER membrane. The transcript has 9 exons. Gene Ontology annotation, molecular function: protein binding. Gene Ontology annotation, cellular component: cytosol; BAT3 complex.